This is a messenger RNA of Cephus cinctus (wheat stem sawfly), 1792 nucleotides long. RefSeq lists its product as uncharacterized. The record is from RefSeq and is a predicted model, not a curated record. Lineage: Eukaryota; Metazoa; Arthropoda; Insecta; Hymenoptera; Cephidae. The transcript is spliced from 3 exons. Bases 991 to 1542 code for a protein of 183 amino acids.
AAUUUGGCCUGGCACUCUUUUGCGACUACGUGGCUCGUAGAUAACCCCGCCUCGAAAAAAAGACAUGCAUGAAUGACGGAUUAGCGAUAUUGGCAAAAUCAUAUAUAUAUUUACAACUAGGAUGAAGGUUUAGAAUAAAAAACGCAAUUAUAUAAUGCGAAAGUAUUUACCGUCGUCAGUUACGACUGUCAUCCUGAUUCGUCGUCCCACGACUUUCUGCAGUUUCUCACGUAUACCACUGGAGACAAACACGCACGCACUCACAUUUCCCUGAAUCGUUUGUUCCUAUCACCCUCCUUGAUCGUAACUAUAAACACAUUGAGGCUACAAAAAUAAUUAUUAGCAUUAUUAUUGCGAUGUGGAAGUGCGCGAGGAGUGGCUCUGUAUCGCGCGGGAGACGUAUCAAAAUUAAGGUCACAUGUUUGCCAUUUGUCCAGUCCGGCUGCAACACUCCCUCCUGUCGAUCCGAACUGCGCUGAGCUAUGCCGCGGUGUGCCGCUGCGUCCCGCGCGAAAAUUCCACGUUUCCAGAAGCCACUCUGAAAAUUAAAGGAACAUUGGAGAACGAAUGCCACAAGGAUUGACAAAGACGAUCGAGCGGUUCGUUCCAGCUGCGCUCAACCCCUUGACUUAUGAUGAACUCUCAGCAAGUGGUCCAGGGACGCACACGCACACGGGUUACUCGUCGUGGACGCUUGUGACGCGCUGGAAGUAAGAGCGCGAGUAGUCCGGAGGGAGGGAGAGCAAUUCUUCGACGGCCCUGUUUCUUCUAUGGCCGAUAUCGCAGCUUCGUUAACGAAACAUAUUAUCGCUGCAGCGUCACACUGGGAUCCCUCCACUGGAUUCUGUAAAGUUAUAAAUCACCGAGGCGCGACACGUACGACGCCAGUAUACCGUCUGAGCUCCACAAUAGUUUCAAAGCCUGAUGCAAAUCGAACCACAGUAAUUCGGUGAUUGCGCGUAUCCCCCGUCUAACGUGAGAAAGCCGUUGAUGAUUAUUUUUUCAACGAAGCCGCGACGAGUCUGCAUGCAGUUUCAAGAAAUUGGAAAACUCGCAACUACAUUUAGUCGAAAUAAACGAAGGGCAGUAAUCGAGAAGAGUCUCUCUCGUAAGGAAAUCGCAAAUCUGCUGUUCGACAAGUGCCUGGGUUGCCAAAGAAUGGCCAUCGUUCCACAAGGAGCAUUUGCCACGCGCAAAGUUCGACAGAAUCAAGAGCGUGCUUUCAUGAUUUCAAAGAUGGCAGAAAAGGGAAGCGACAACGAGAGCAAAGGAAAUGGAUACAGCACCAAAUCUUCCACGGAAGUUAGGGAACUGACUCCGCUAAAGUACAACAGCAAGCUGAUGAAUAGCAUUUGGGGACUGUAUAAUCGCUAUUCGGUGCACAACUUCAAAAAAAACACCGAUGCCAACGACGGGGCCAUUGCGGCGGCCUGGGGAGCUUUGAUUAAUUUCGAUGCUCCUCCUGCUACGACUACGGCCUCGGUCGUAGCAACGGUCGCCGCGAAGACUGCAGAGAUCUUUCGAUCUGGAAACGGCCUUUGAGCGGCGCAGCUCAACAGCCGUCACUUCCGACCCGGAUAUCCGUUGCACCAAACUCCGGUCAAUUGCAUUGCAUUUGACUAUACGUAUAUGCACUCAUGCGCCUCAAUCUCCCGAGGUCCUCGACUGUCCUCAAUUCAACGGAAUAUAUAUAUGUGUAUGCGUCGUUAUUUUAAAUUUUUUCCUUCGCUGUAUUUUAGAAUUAUUGUAAUGUUACUGCUACAUGUGAUAUUAAAAGGUGAAUGAUAUCAUC